Molecule: messenger RNA, 1080 nt
Organism: Tremella mesenterica DSM 1558
Lineage: Eukaryota; Fungi; Basidiomycota; Tremellomycetes; Tremellales; Tremellaceae
Exons: 6
Coding region: 1-1080 (359 amino acids)
Source: RefSeq, a predicted model, not a curated record
AUGUGGGUGCCUUACGAUACCGCUCGCAGGGUAUGCAAGCAGAUGGGAGCUGGGAGACUGUUGUGGUCUGUUACACCUGGAGAAGAAGGGAAGGGUCUUUUGAGCUUGUCUAUGAGAGAUGCGAUAUCAUGGGAAGAGGGAGGUCCGGAUGGUAGGUUGUGUCAUAAUUGGUUACCUGCUAAAUCUCAUCUCCCUACAUCUGCCUACUCUCUAGACGCCUUACUCAACACUCCAUUUCCGAGCAUCUCUAUCAUUCCUGAUGAUCGUUACAUGACCACAGGCAUGGAUCCCAACCGUCGUGCGAAGCUUCUAAAUGAUGCAGUCAAAGUGGACCAGUCAUCUAUACGUGGCGAUCAAGGUCGAGCAUGGGAACUUGUUCUGAAAUGGUCUGCCAGUGCGUGGCAAGAUUUCCUUCAAUACCCAUCCAUUCCACCUUCUCCUCGCCUGAAGAAGAAAAUAGACCCAGAUCUACUCUACAACCUGCGCAACGUUCACGCCCUCUUACCUCUCCUGGCGCCCGAUUCAUCGUACACUCCGACACUUGACGACCUGUCUCACCUCCUUCAUUCAGAACAUCAGAGCUCUUCGUCCGAUUGGUCAAUAUGGGAUUCCCUCCCCUUCCCAUGGCCUUGGCGUCCAACACAGGGGGUCCGACUGACUCAACGAGAUCUUGAACGGAGAGCGAGGAUCAAUCUGGGUUUGGCGGAGGUUGCAGGGGACAUUUUGAUAGAGAGUUGGAAGAGGGAUCAAGAGAUACGACGACUUCGUUCUCUGUUCAACGAGAGAGAGAACAUAGAGAUUGUCUUCGUUCUCCAUGAGGAAGACAAACAGGAGAAAACACCGCCCCAGAUUCAAAAACAGAAACUGGUCUCAGGAGAGAAUAUGGGAGUUGUCGAGAGGGAAGAAGAGCUCUCGCGAGAGCAUGAGUUGACAAUGUUGGAAAAACAAAGAGGUUCAACACCUUCACCCACACCAAGAAGGAGCAGAAUACGUCCUCCUACACCUUCGCCCGUCCCUAGACGUCGACCGAGCUCGAAAAACGACACACGAUGGAACUCGAUAUACUUGGACAGGAUUUGA